Molecule: messenger RNA, 919 nt
Organism: Aspergillus nidulans FGSC A4
Lineage: Eukaryota; Fungi; Ascomycota; Eurotiomycetes; Eurotiales; Aspergillaceae
Product: ATP synthase subunit C family protein
Exons: 1
Coding region: 86-517 (143 amino acids)
Biological process (GO): proton transmembrane transport; proton motive force-driven ATP synthesis
Cellular component (GO): mitochondrial membrane; proton-transporting ATP synthase complex; proton-transporting two-sector ATPase complex, proton-transporting domain
Molecular function (GO): proton transmembrane transporter activity
Source: RefSeq, a predicted model, not a curated record
CUCUUCUUCUCUUCUUCCAUCCUCAGUCCAUCUUCCUUUCCCAUCAUCCAUCUCCUCACCUCCAUCUCAACUCCAUCACAUCACAAUGGCCGCCUCUCGUGUCUUCGCUCAGCGCCUGGCCUCGACCAUGAAGGUCGCUCGCCCUGCCGCCCGCAUCCAGGCCCGCACCCUCACCACCCAGCGCAUGGCCACCCCCUUCCAGACCAUCAAGCGCCAGCAACCCUCCAUGAUCCAGGCCUCCGCUCGCCAGGCCUUCGCUGCCCGCCGCCAGUACUCCUCUGAGAUCGCCGACGCCAUGGUCCAGGUCUCCCAGAACAUUGGUAUGGGCUCUGCUGCCAUCGGUCUUGGUGGUGCCGGUAUCGGUAUCGGUGUCGUCUUCGGUUCCCUCCUCCUUGCUGUGUCCCGCAACCCUGCUCUCCGUGGCCAGCUCUUCUCCUAUGCCAUUCUUGGUUUCGCCUUCGUCGAAGCCAUUGGUCUGUUCGACCUCAUGGUUGCCAUGAUGUGCAAGUACGUCUAAAUCAACAAUUAGCGGGGAUAGCGGUUUGAGCGUGUGAUUCUACGGGAACCCUCAAAUCCGUUAUUUGGCAAAAAUCACCACGACGAGAAGAAUGGGACAAAAACGAGACGAUUUCCGCCAAUAAUGAAACAAGACAAGAAUAUCGAGCUACGUUAGUGUAACAACAAUGGGAAAUGGAUUGGAUUUUUGGACUCCUUUUUUCUCGACAAUUUCUUCAUUUCGGUUGCAUCGCUAGCCGGUAGGAGGUAUUGGUAAUUGUGGUGGUCUUUUUAUUAUCAUGUACUACACUAUUCAUCAUUUUUCCUUUUUUCCCUUUGUUUCCGGCCAGCAAUACAUUGUACAUAUAGACCAUAAAAUGACCACUUCACGAGUGCCUCUACUCAACUGACUUGAAUCAACCCA